Molecule: messenger RNA, 4256 nt
Organism: Suricata suricatta (meerkat)
Lineage: Eukaryota; Metazoa; Chordata; Mammalia; Carnivora; Herpestidae
Gene: DHX30
Product: DExH-box helicase 30
Exons: 25
Coding region: 518-4183 (1221 amino acids)
Cellular component (GO): cytoplasm; nucleus; intracellular anatomical structure
Molecular function (GO): ATP binding; DNA helicase activity; G-quadruplex RNA binding
Source: RefSeq, a predicted model, not a curated record
CUGCGAGCCCCUGCUGGGGGACCCUCUGGAGACCCCCUCAGAAGCCGAGUUGGCACGGGAGGCGGGGCGGGGAGCUCCGGGGCUGCCGGCGGGACUUCCGCCACGGGACCCGGAAGGUGCCGCGCUGCCGCUGGUGGGAAUUGUAGUCCCGCCGUGGUUGGGGGGGCCCGCGGCUCAUGCGCGGUGCACCGAGGCUUGUUUCACAUCUGUAACAACAGGUGCUGGUGUAGGGCAGCUCAUGAUUUGAUGGGUCGUGAGUAGGUCAUGGCAGGUGCUGAAGUGAGGCCAGUGUGUCCAGUGUGUGUUUCAUGCUAUUAACAAAACGUGUCCGUGUUAUUAGAGAGGAGGCCCAGCCUCGUGAUGAGGAAUAGCAAGGAGAGCAUUCAGCUCCAGUUCAAAAGCCUACAAAAUCUGAGACUGUCACUGCUCUUGUAAGUUUCCUCUCUGAGCUACCAUAUCCUAUCGGCUGAAAUUUCCGGCAUCCCUGGGGGAGAGAGGCCAUCAGGGCAGACCUGCUAUGGACCUGAAAGAUUCGGCCCCAGGAUUCCAGCUUUCCCUCCUGGCCAGAAAUGUUCAGCCUGGACUCUUUCAGAAAAGAUCGGGCCCAGCACAGGCAGCGUCAGUGCAAACUUCCCCCACCCCGCCUUCCACCCAUGUGUGUCAACCCUGCCCCUGGAGGGACCAUCUCUCGAGGCUGAACGUUAACAUUUCCAACAUGGCAGCUUCUAGGGACCUAUUAAAAGAGUUCCCACAGCCCAAAAACCUUCUCAACAGUGUAAUUGGAAGAGCCCUUGGCAUCUCACAUGCAAAAGACAAACUGGUCUACGUGCACACGAAUGGACCGAAGAAAAAGAAAGUCACCCUCCACAUAAAGUGGCCCAAGAGCGUGGAGGUAGAAGGCUAUGGCAGCAAGAAGAUCGAUGCUGAGCGGCAGGCUGCGGCCGCUGCCUGCCAGCUGUUCAAGGGAUGGGGCCUGCUGGGUCCCCGAAAUGAGCUGUUUGAUGCAGCCAAAUACCGUGUGCUAGCCGAUCGCUUUGGCUCUCCAGCUGACAGCUGGUGGCGCCCAGAACCCACCAUGCCACCUACUUCCUGGAGGCAGCUGAAUCCUGAGAGCAUCCGGCCAGGGGGACCUGGGGGCCUGUCCCGCUCCUUGGGCCGGGAGGAAGAGGAGGAUGAGGAGGAAGAGCUAGAAGAGGGGACCAUUGAUGUCACCGACUUCCUAUCCAUGGCCCAGCAAGACUCCCACACCCCACUCAGGGACUCGAGGGGGGGUUCCUUUGAAAUGACAGACGACGACAGUGCUAUUAGGGCUCUGACCCAGUUUCCACUUCCUAAGAACCUUCUGGCCAAAGUGAUUCAGAUAGCAACGUCGUCCUCCACAGCUAAGAACCUCAUGCAGUUCCAUACUGUGGGCACCAAGACCAAGCUGUCCACUCUCACUCUGCUUUGGCCCUGUCCUAUGACCUUUGUCGCCAAAGGGCGCCGCAAAGCGGAGGCUGAGAAUAAGGCAGCAGCCCUGGCCUGCAAGAAACUGAAGAGUCUGGGCCUGGUGGACCGCAACAACGAGCCGCUCACCCACGCCAUGUAUAACCUGGCCUCCUUGCGUGAGCUGGGUGAGACCCAGCGCCGGCCAUGCACCAUCCAGGUGCCUGAGUCCAUCCUCCGCAAGAUAGAAACCUUCCUGAACCAUUACCCUGUGGACAGUUCAUGGAUCUCCCCAGAACUCCGGCUGCAGAGUGAUGACGUCUUGCCCUUGGGCAAGGACUCGGGGCCCCUGAGUGACCCUAUCACGGGCAAGCCCUAUGUGCCCCUGUCAGAAGCAGAGGAGGUCCGUCUGAGCCAGAACUUGCUGGAGCUGUGGCGGCGGAGAGGGCCAGUCUGGCAGGAGGCCCCCCAGCUCCCUGUGGACCCGCACCGGGACACGAUCCUCAAUGCCAUUGAGCAGCACCCGGUGGUGGUCAUAUCUGGGGACACAGGCUGUGGAAAAACCACACGCAUCCCCCAGCUGCUGCUGGAGCGCUACGUGACCGAGGGUCGCGGUGCCCGCUGCAACGUGAUCAUCACCCAGCCGCGCCGAAUCUCCGCCGUGUCGGUGGCACAGCGGGUCAGCCAUGAACUGGGCCCCUCUCUGCGCCGGAACGUGGGUUUCCAGGUGCGGUUGGAAAGCAAGCCCCCGGCCCGAGGCGGGGCCCUGCUCUUCUGCACCGUGGGCAUCCUGCUGCGGAAGCUGCAGAGCAACCCCAGCCUCGAGGGCGUGAGCCAUGUCAUUGUGGACGAGGUCCACGAGCGGGACGUGAAUACGGACUUCCUGCUGAUUCUGCUCAAGGGCCUGCAGCGGCUCAACCCGGCCCUGCGGCUGGUGCUCAUGAGUGCCACGGGCGAUAACGAGCGCUUCUCCCGCUACUUUGGUGGCUGCCCUGUUAUCAAGGUGCCCGGCUUCAUGUACCCGGUCAAGGAGCACUACCUGGAGGACAUUCUGGCCAAGCUGGGCAAGCACCAGUACCCGCACCGGCACCGGCACCACGAGUCUGAGGAUGAAUGUGCACUCGACUUGGACCUCGUGACAGACCUGGUUCUGCACAUCGAUGCCCGAGGGGAGCCAGGUGGGAUCCUCUGCUUCCUGCCUGGGUGGCAGGAGAUCAAAGGAGUGCAGCAACGCCUCCAGGAGGCCCUGGGCAUGCACGAGAGCAAGUACCUAAUCCUGCCAGUGCACUCCAACAUCCCCAUGAUGGACCAGAAGGCCAUAUUCCAGCAGCCACCAGUCGGGGUGCGCAAGAUCGUCUUGGCCACCAAUAUCGCAGAGACCUCAAUUACAGUCAAUGACAUUGUGCAUGUGGUGGACAGCGGUCUGCACAAGGAGGAACGCUAUGACCUGAAGACCAAGGUGUCCUGCCUGGAGACUGUGUGGGUGUCACGAGCGAAUGUGAUCCAGCGCCGGGGCCGGGCGGGCCGCUGCCAGUCGGGCUUUGCUUACCACCUAUUCCCACGGAGCCGGCUGGAGAAAAUGGUCCCUUUCCAAGUGCCGGAGAUUCUGCGUACGCCCCUUGAGAACCUGGUGCUACAAGCCAAAAUCCACAUGCCUGAGAAGACGGCAGUGGAGUUCCUUUCCAAGGCGGUGGACAGUCCGAACAUUAAGGCAGUGGACGAGGCUGUGAUCUUGCUCCAGGAGAUUGGAGUGCUGGACCAGCGGGAGUACCUGACCACCCUGGGGCAGCGCCUGGCCCACAUCUCCACUGACCCCCGGCUGGCCAAGGCCAUAGUGCUGGCUGCCAUCUUCCGCUGCCUGCACCCGCUGCUGGUGGUUGUUUCCUGCCUCACCCGGGACCCCUUCAGCAGUAGCCUGCAGAACCGGGCGGAGGUGGACAAGGUGAAGGCGCUGUUGAGCCAUGACAGUGGCAGCGACCACCUGGCCUUCGUUCGAGCCGUGGCCGGCUGGGAGGAGGUGCUGCGCUGGCAGGACCGCAGCUCCCGGGAGAACUACCUGGAGGAGAACCUGCUCUACGCACCCAGCCUGCGCUUCAUCCACGGACUCAUCAAGCAGUUCUCAGAGAACAUUUAUGAGGCUUUCCUGGUGGGAAAGCCCUCGGACUGCACCCUGGCUUCUGCCCAGUGCAACGAGUACAGUGAGGAGGAGGAGCUGGUGAAGGGCGUGCUGAUGGCCGGCCUCUACCCCAACCUCAUCCAGGUGAGGCAGGGCAAGGUGACCCGGCAGGGCAAGUUCAAGCCUAACAGCGUCACAUACAGGACCAAAUCAGGCAACAUCUUGCUGCACAAGUCGACCAUUAACAGGGAGGCCACGCGGCUCCGGAGCCGAUGGUUGACGUACUUCAUGGCCGUCAAGUCCAACGGCAGUGUCUUCGUACGGGACUCCUCCCAGGUCCACCCGCUAGCCGUGCUGCUGCUGACAGAUGGGGACGUCCACAUACGUGAUGAUGGGCGCCGGGCCACCAUCUCGCUGAGUGACAGUGACCUUCUGAGGCUGGAGGGGGACUCUCGCACCGUGCGGCUGCUGAGGGAGCUGCGCCGGGCCCUGGGCCGCAUGGUGGAGCGGAGCCUGCGCAGCGAGCUGGCCGCGCUUCCGCCCGGCGUCCAACAGGAGCACGGGCAGCUGCUUGCCCUGCUGGCAGAGCUGCUGCGAGGACCCUGUGGCAGCUUUGAUGUGCGCAAGACGGCCGACGACUGAGCCCCGUGUCUGCUGGGGCUGUGUACAGAGUGCAAAUGUUUAUUUAAAAUAAAGUUCUAUUUAUCCCUUGUGA